CCAAGUAAAUCGGUCGUCGUCGGGCGCGCGCUCACCCUUUCUCGGCCGUUUGCUCUUGCGUGUGUCUGUACGUAUACGUGCACGGGCGAGCACACAAGAGAGAGAGAGCUGCGACUAUGUGUGCGCGAGUCGGCGAGGCAGCAGCGAGCGCCAGAAAGAGACAGCGACAACAAUAAUAGGGGGCCGCCACCGCUGCGCGCUGGCUGGCGAGGCGAGAGAGUGUAGUGGUGUGGUGCCGCGGCCGCGCGCAGCCGGGGGCAGACGCGACGACGGCCAGACGAGGAGACUCGCUUGCCUCGCCGCCACAGCAGUAGGCAAGUGGAAGAGCCAGGGAGCGGAUCGGUGUUUGCUGCCGCUCUCUCGCUCACUGCCGCCGCCGUGCCAUACACACAUACGCGCAGAUAUCAAGAACAUACACGCGUACAUCCGUACACCUACCAAGAGAGACAGGUAUAAGAGGAGAUUGCAACUAAGGGGAACGACUACUGCUCUGCUCUAUUAUACUCCUCGUCUCUUCCUCUCUGCCUCUCUGGUACGGCUUAGCCGAUCUGAUAUAUUAUUCGUGCCAGCAGCAUACGACGCAGCACAGCAGCAGAAGCAGACAGACAUACAGUGCACUUAUUCUGGCUCUAUAUUUCAGUGCGUGUCCGAAAAAGAGACCCAGAAAUAACAGCAGCUCCGCAAGAAACGGAGCUAAAGCAGAAGUGGGAGACAGAUAUUGAGUGUCGCCGGUCACCAGGAGGCCAAACCCGAGAAAACUAUACUGUCGCCGUCACCGCCACUGCCGCCGCCGACACCAGUCAGGCCACCGACCCGCCGAGCGAGCGAGAGAGUGGGCUGCGACGACCUUCGAGGACACGCGUCCAGAGAGAAAGAGAAAGAGAAGGAUACGCGCGAGACGGCGUCCGAGUGUAUAUGUGCUGUACGUGUGUGGUGCUGCACGUAAAAGUACCUGCGUGUAAGUGAGCGAGUGCGCGCGCGUAGGCUGUUACGGUUUCUCGACUCUCUCUCGCACUUCAUUUUUCUCGUUUUUCGUACGGAUAUAUCUGCCCGUGCCACGGCUCUCUCGCUCUCUCGUUACCCAGGCCUUUUUUGCUCUUCUUCGAGCUGGAGAACCAGUUGACGCCGAGUUCAUUUUUUUCGAACUGAUCGAUCCACCAGAGAGCAAGCAAGAUAGAGAGCCAGUCAGCAAGAGAGAAAGAGAGAGAGAGACACACACACACACACACACACACAGAGGUUAUUGCUCAGCCAAGUUCAGGGCUUUUUAUUCUGCUGCUGCUGUUGCUCUCUGCGUGUUGAGCAACUCUCGAAGACUGAUUGACUUACAAGGUUUCUUCGGUUUCUUCUGCUUGACUUUUUGGUUAUUUUUUUGGCUUUUGGUGGUCUGUAGAGAGAAAAACAAGAAAAAGUGCCAAUGGGUCCUCGGAGAAGAUUUUCUGCAAGGACAAUAGUGGAGUUGAUGAGUGAAGGUUGUGAGUGUUGCUGCGGUUCAGGUGGUGAUGUAUUUUAGUAAGCAGUGAAUGAAAGAGAGUGCAACCAAAUGGUUGCCAGAGAUGCAGCCCAAGAUGAAUCUGGAUCCUUGUGUGAGGCUGAAUGCAAUCUAUUAAGUGAGCCUGGUGUUCUGGUCUUCCCAAAGCUAGUUCUUGCAAACUAGUUGAGUCAAGCAGCAAUGGAGACAGCAUUGCCUAGCGAUCCAAUAACUGCUCAGUCGUAUAGUCCACAUUUGAAAACAGUUUUGAAGACAUAUCAGCUGUCUGCAGUAAAGAGUUUGCAAGGACCAAGCUCUGCCCUGCUGGGAGUAGACUGCAAGGGACUCUUACAGGAGCCAGCAAGCUUUUGCUUUUCACCGCCCACUUGUACUGGUAAUUGUGGACUUGAUGCUCUUCCCAAGCAUGUGUCCAUAAAAGAAAUUGAAAAGAGGGAAGACUCACCUGUUCCUGUGCCACCACCUUGUAAGAGUCUUCGUACAGAUCGUCCACUUGAAGAUUCUGAUGAUGAUCCACCAGAAAGACUAAAGGUAUGCGAGAAGAGGGACUUGGAGUUUCAAAUUCCGAUCCUCACAGCGCCGGACCAGAUCUGCUCGGAGCGCUGCGAAACGCUGCUCGAGGGUGAAAGGAUAUCCUGUUUCGUGGUAGGAGGCGAGCGGCGGCUUUGCCUACCGCAGAUUCUUAACACGGUUCUGCAAGACUUCUCGCUCCAGCAGAUCAACCAGGUCUGCGACGAGUUGCAGAUCUACUGCUCGAGGUGUACGCGCGACCAACUGGAGGAACUGAAGCUGUCCGGUAUUCUACCACGAAAUGCGCCGUCGUGCGGGCUGAUCACGCAGACUGACGCCGAGCGUUUAGUCAGUGCCCUGCUAUCGAGGACUGAGCCGUAUUUAGCGGCUGCCAUUCGCGACGACAUUAUCGACGAGAAACAACGAAUUGUCGAGCAAAAGAAACAGCAGCAGCAGGUCGACGUCGACGGCACCAAAUCGAUCUCGCGUUUCAAGGUGUAUCACGAGUGCUUUGGCAAGUGCAAGGGUAUUUUCGACGCGGAUUCUUUCGCCUGCGAAGAUUCGCCGUGCGUCGAGUGCAUCGAGUGCGGUUGUAGACUGUCACCACAACAUUUCGUCAGACACGCGCAUGGCUCCCUCGAGAAUCGCACUUGUCACUGGGGCUUCGACUCGUCCAAUUGGAGAAAUUAUCUACUGUUGUCGCGCGAUCAGCAGCACUACACCAAGGUGGCCAACUUCUUCAAGGAACUAAAGGACAGGCAUGUCGUGUCUAACUCCAAGAGGAAGCUCGAGACGAGUGACAUCCAGUAUGAGUCGGAAAGGUUGAUGAAGAAGCUGAAGAAAGACUUUGGUAGAGACGAAUUCGCGGCAACUGUGUACAACGGUAACGGACUGGGUCUUUAUCAUCCGGCCUCGCCGGCGGCCGGCCUAAACGAUCCUUAUGUGCGAAUGCAAUGGGCCAUGUUCGAGUUGGCCGCCCGCGAAGCUUCUGCCUUCAGGCCCUGGAAUCCCGCGGGCUUUUGCAAACACAGAGACGGCACGACGUUGGUGCCGGCAUAUUUGUCGCGUGGCCCACCAGUGCUACAGCACCCGGAACGUGUUGUGCCAAUGUCGGAAUAUGAGCGUUUCGAGCCGCACUUUCAGCCAAAUGUGGCGUUGGCACCAAUACCCACACCAGCGGCACCACCGUCCCCUGUGGUCGCGAGACCUGCAUCACCGGCCUACCCUCACCACCACCAUCAUAAUCAUCAUCAUCAUCGGCAUCGACGCUACAGCCGACCAAGUAGUCCCGAUGCUAAGGCCACCGCCAGUAUCAAGAUCGAGCAGCCACCUUCGCCACUACCCCCGCGCGAAGAGGAGGAGGAGGAGGGCAGUGCCGCUGUUACGUCGUCCACGUCGGCAGCCGAGCAGCCGCAAACGGAGCUGGCUAACUCGGCGUCAUCGGAGCGUUGUAAUCGAGCAGCAGAUGCAGUUGACUGCACGGCAGCACUCGAUCUCGAAGAACGUCUUCACGCCAUCAACGUGCCCCAAGACGCGAUCGAAUUGGCGAGGCGCGUCACCGCUGAACUCAGCUCGGCGUCAUGUCGCCUGGCUGCUCUGUGCCAAGAGAACGCCAUGCUGCAGAGCGAGUUGCGCCUGCUGCGACGGCAAAACGAAAGCGCGGAAAUAGCGGAGCUCGAGAAGGGCGCCGACGACAAGUGCCAGACUGCUGCUGUUGCUGCUGACAAGUCCGAAACGGUGGAAAUCUCGAACGAACAACAGCAGCAACAGAGUAGCGAACAAGACGAGCAAAAGCGAGGCAGCUCGGAAAGUCCGAAAGACACGACGCCCAAGUCCAACGAUUAAGUCUGCGUUCGUCUGUCUACCUGUCUCUAUCUCUCUAUAUCUUUUAUUACGUUAUUCGUUCUGUUUUGUUUAUACGAUCAGGAGUAACAAUAUCUAAGUGUAAAGUGCGAAUUAUUACAAACAAAAAGAGUACAAAACCCUAGGUGCUACGACGUCGUUACGCUAGCCUACAAGUUCGACACGAAUUUCCAGCGGCUCUUGCAUGAGAAAAAAUAUAAUAUUAAUAUUAAUACUAUUGGAUAAACGAUUAGCUGUAAUGGAUUAUUAUUAUUAUUCGUAGCAAUGAUGAACGGUUAAUAAUGUACGAAUCAUGAGAGAACCGUCGACGCCAAUGUAGCAUACGUUUAUUUUACACACUCUAAUGCAUCUCGUAGCAUAAUCUUUCAGAGGGCUAAAAAUUUUUAUUUUAAUAAAUAGGCCGAGCAGAGUUUAUCGGCGACAAUCUACGGGAGUAGGAGGCUCCGUUCGAGAUUUCGGGCUAUGUUGCCGCUUACUACCGUCAUCGCGAAGCUUCGAGAGAGAGAGAGAACAUGAGAGAGAGAGAGUGAGUGAGUGAGUGAGUGAGUGAGUGAGUGAGUGAGUGAGUGAGUGAGUGAGUGAGUGAGAGAGAGAGAGAGAGAGAGAGAGAGAGAGAGAGAGAGAGAGAGAUUGAGAAAAAGAGAUAGAGAAAGAGUAAGAGAGACGGGAGGGGUGGCGAGAGAAACUGCAGAGUAAUGUCGGCAACCUCAUCUCUUUCUUUCUCCUUCGACAAUAAUCUCGCGUUAAGGAAUCCAACAAAGUGUCUGUUUAUUGGCGGGCCUGAUAAAGGCGUGAACGCGCACUCGAAAAAGAUAACCAAACGAGUGCGCGCGCAAAUGUAUCUCGAGAGUACAAACAAGCCUCGGCCGGCUUAAAGGUUACGCGUGUGAAGACUAUUACAUACGCUUAAUCGAGUCGAAUUUUUUUUUCUAUUUGCCAAUUGCAUUUCCAAUGUAACAAAUAUACUACGAAACAAAAAGUUUUUUUUUUAUUUUGCGAGCUACCGUACUAAAAAUAAUAUUUCUUUUUUCAUUCAUCAUCCAACGAUGUGUAUGAGCUUUCAUUUGAAUGCAGAAAUUUUGUUUUUCUUUUUUUUCCCUCUUGACUCUCGAAGCUUCUAAAAACGGUGGUUUGUUUUUCAGUGACGAGUACUACAACGUAGUCAAUGUUCAAUUUUUUUUCACAGAUAUUUGUAAUUCAUUGGUAUUGACGUAUAUACCUCAAACUUUACCUGUUAAAGCAUAUUCACGAAAGCGGUAUGGAAGAGGCGAAAUUUCUUAGAAAAGCCCGAUUCUCUCCCCGCAAAUCUAACCAAGUCAAAUCGUACUAUUCUAACAGAUGGACACGAUUGCGUAUUUAGCGAUAAUCUAGUUAUAAUGAACUUUGUAAAGCGUACACAUUUUUCAGGUGCGUUACAAUAUGAAUCCGACAAUUGUUUAUGUAAUACUCAAUUGUGUAUUCAGAGACAUACCGAUAUAUAUGUAAGUGCAGCAGUGGACUACUUUGAAGAUCUCUUGUUAAGCACCAAAUUAUGACGCAUAUACAUACACAUGAACACAUGUACAGACGCUCACGCCCUAUGAGGCGAACAAACAUUUCUAUAUUUUAGACUAUCAGAUAUUUUUGACAAGUCUCAUCGACGAAACUUUUUUUAUGUGCAUUUUUCUUGUUCUUCCGUAGACAGAGCCUCCUGUUAACGCCAAAGUCAACAUUGGGAUACACACAAACUUUUUAUAUAUUUGAACUCAUUGUUUUUCUUAAAUACGUCUUGAACAGUCAAGAAAGUAUCGCGAGAUAUAAGUUAGAGAAAAAUAUAUAUAACGGUUAUAAUGAUAGAUUUUCAAAGCGAGAUACAGUGCAGAAAUAUGGACAUCGUAAGGAACGAUAUACCUGAUGCAUAAUGUUCAUUAUUACGUUCUAUGUAAACAAAAGUAAAACAUACGCGAGAUACGUUUACAUUUAUAAUAUAUUACGAUAUCAUAAGCAGUCCCACCUAAGAUAAAGAAUGUAAUAGUCUACGUUUUUACAUACACACUCGGUUAUUAUAUUUAUCUAUAGGAUAUACAAAAUACAAUACAUGAUGCGCAUCUUACGUACUACUUCAUUUGAUAUAGAUUUUUGAGGUUAAUGUAUGACAACAAAUUAAAAAUUUAUUUAAUUCAAUCGUCCGACUGCUACAACUCUUAACAGACGAAUUCACAAUUGAUGCUUUCUGUGUAAGCUUUAAUCGAAAAAAUAUGCAAAUUGCGUGAGAAAAAUUGAAUGCAUGUAACAUUAUUUUUUUAAAUGUAAGUGAAUAUUUUAUCUCAAAGACGAAAUUUCAUUAUAAUGUACUACGCAGCAUACAUCGGUUGUGAAAUGCUUUUAAAAUGAUAUCUGUGGAGUUCAUUUCUUUUGCGUAUUAAAAGUGAAACGAUUGAGAAACGAAAUUCGCGAGACACGUGAGAAUCUAAUUAUUUGUACAUAUUAUAUAUAAUAGAGGAGAAAAAGAAGAAUAUGAAUUUGAAUUCGAUGUAUGUAAUUUCUUUCGUAAGGUCGAAACGAGUCAAAAUUUCUAAUCGAACAAGAACCGUACUAAAUGUUCAUGAGAAAUACAUUACAAAUGCAAAUUGACUAAAACAUGAGUACCUAUUUAAGUAAUCUAAUUAUUCAUUAGUAAGGGCUACAAAACAAUCGUAUUGCAUUGUGGAAUUUUAUUGUAAAUAGCCGUUGAAUGAGCUGCAUAAAAUUAUUAUAAGUAUUUAAUAUAUUUGCAAAUAUUUUACAAGAAAACAAGGAACGAAAAAAAGCAAUCGUUAGCUCAAGUUAGAAGGAAAAAAUUAACGAAUGAAUUCAAUAAACAUUUGAAAUGUUUCGUGAUAAUUGUAUAUUUAUUGGGAAAAUUUGUCUCGAACUUGCACAGCUCAUUCGAAAAGUCAUCAACAUGUUUUCUAGCCUCAAAACUCUUAGUGUGAUGCAGAGAAGAAAGAUUGUUUACUAGACUUGCGCGUAAAACGUAGUAUCUUUUUUGUGAACGUCGAGCGUGGUAUCUUUAUGAGAGUUGUGACAAGCUAGAAAGAAAAAAGAAAAAACACGAAAACAAAACUUUUAGUGAAACGAGUAAAAAAAGCGUCCUGGCGACGAAGUUGCUCGUUGUUUUGUAAAAAUGAAAAUGAUUCGAUGUUCAAUUGUAAGAAAAAACGAAAUAACACUAUAUUCCGCAUAAACAGAAAGGAGAAGAAAAAAAAUUCAGUUUUGUAGAUACGUAGAGUGCUUUUCAUUGAUGAGAAAAAUAAACUAUUGAAUGCGCGCCACGAGCGUCUCGGAAUAUCCAUCUUCAAAAUUUCAUUGCAAUAUUUGCAUUUCGUUGAAUCGUCGAUCGAUUUUGUACAACUCGUGUACGUAUUACAUAAUUCAUUUUCGCACAUACGCAUGGAGUUACGCAUUAUAAACAGACAGCUUUGUUAAUUGAAGACAUAGACUUCCUUACAUACUUAAGAUUAGUACCUGUAAUUGGCAUAACGAGCCUAGAAAUGAAGAUACAUGAAUUGUGAUGAAAGUUUAAUUAACCGCAUAAUAUUUUAUCGAAAAAUUAUAUUGUAAAAGCGAGAACUAUAGUGCAAAUACUUAUAUGUAUUCUCAAAUGUAACCAGUGAUCCAUUGAAAGGCAAAAACGAAUCAUUGUUAACAAAAAACUUUGCUACUGUAUAAUUUGUACGAUCGCUCAAAAGAGUUUUUAAAUUUUAAUAUUAUAUUGUCUUUUUAUGUUUCUCUCCAAGUAAAAUGAAACACCAAAACAUAUGAGUUAUUUUAUGCGGGAUUCUAAAUACAUUAUUAUUUUUUAUCUUACAAAUGUGAUAGCUAUUAUAAAUAAUUUUAAUUUUGCAUUUUUUGAGUUUUAUUUCUGUUAAAAAAACAUUGCAUGUUGAUUAAAAUUCAGAAACUCUUCUUUGAGAUACUCCGAAUUCAUACUAUUGUUUUGAAUUUCUGUCAUAGUGAUUUUGAAGAGUAUUCUUAAUAGAUUAUUUUCUCGAUAUGAAAUGCUCAAUUAUUUGUAUUACCACUUAGCUGAACCAUACAAAAAUAUGAAACUAUUCAUGACAAACGAGAGCGUCGCUUUGACUUUUUUACAUUUAAGUUUUAGAACUGGCCGAAUGGUGUAGAUUCGUUAUAAAAAUUGUUUCAUGAAUUAGCUAUAUUGUUAAAGAACAUGAGUGUCAUUAAAUACAAAGUGCAA
This is a messenger RNA of Phymastichus coffea, 8078 nucleotides long. RefSeq names its product ski oncogene. The record is from RefSeq and is a predicted model, not a curated record. The transcript is spliced from 5 exons. Gene Ontology annotation, biological process: negative regulation of BMP signaling pathway. Gene Ontology annotation, molecular function: RNA polymerase II cis-regulatory region sequence-specific DNA binding; SMAD binding; DNA-binding transcription factor activity, RNA polymerase II-specific. The coding region runs from base 1673 to 3844 and encodes 723 amino acids. NCBI's taxonomy places the organism in Eukaryota, Metazoa, Arthropoda, Insecta, Hymenoptera, Eulophidae. Gene Ontology annotation, cellular component: nucleus.